This is a messenger RNA of Spirodela intermedia, 15393 nucleotides long. The record is from the annotation of a GenBank genome assembly. Lineage: Eukaryota; Viridiplantae; Streptophyta; Magnoliopsida; Alismatales; Araceae.
AUGCUCGGGGACUGCACAGAUUUUGGCUGCGCAGUUUCUGACAGCGGAGGUACUGAACGGAAGACUAUGAACAAAAUGUAUGUCAUCCAUUUUGGUCCUAUUUGACGGAGGAGUGUGGGUUCCAGGCACGGCGAAGGACAGUGCAGAUGGGUCUGCCGAGUCGCCGCAGCUGAAAAGGAGGCGCAUGCUGCAGUGCAACCAUGACGACCCUGUUGAGAUCAUUUGCGCCGGCCCUUCUUCAGAGUUCUUAAAUCCCAAGGUGGGUCAACGAGAUGCGAAGUCGUCAGUCAGUCUCUGGGUGAUGCCAAUCUGUGAAUAUCUUACCUCACAAAAAAGAUGCCUUUUCGUGAUCGUGUAGACCGGAGAAGAGGCAACGAUGGGAGAAGAUAAAACGAGAGAGGAGGAGCAGUGGGACACUGAAUUAUUGGGUUCGUCUGCUUGCCGCCUCCUUCCAGUGAAGCUGACAUACGCUCCUUCCAUUAAAUUCAGAGGUAUCAAAGAUACUCAUAUACCGCCCCUUUAUUUUUACACUCUAACCCCGAUUUAUUACUUACAUCACGUGUUGAUCAGGGAGGCCAUCAUACACGAAGUUCCCAACAACGACGGCUUCUACCGUCGCUUAUCCCUUCACGCUGAUUAAGCCAUGCGGUGCCCGAGGGGAGGUAACUUUGGAAGAAAUAAACCAAAUACUUCGUACAGUAAGAAGGCCUUAAUGAAAGGGUCUCUAUAUCAUGUGAAUUUCAUUAGACAUCUCUGAAGUAAAUUUCAAAUUAUGUUUGAGCAUUGUGGAGGAUCUCACUUCUAUUCUCUUAAUGAAAAAUUAAAGAGUACUUAUGGAAGUCUCAUGUUAAAAUUAAUUAUAUUUUAUCUUUUGAUCAAUUUAGCUAACUUUAUGUACUUAAGUUGAUUAUUACUAUACUAUUUAAUGAUAGAGCUUAAGAAGUUCCUCACCUGCCCAUAGGUUAUUUCCCGCCCUCUGCAUGCGGCUGGCUCUAACAGAGACGCAGAGAGAGAGAGAGAGAGAGAGAGAGAGAGAGAGAGAGAGAGAGAGAGAGAGAGAGAGAGAGAGAGAGCGAGCGAGAGAGGCAGGGCCGUGCUUCGUCCCCUGUUCCUCUCCGGCGGCAGGCCAUUGGCGGGAGCGGGGCUGCACUGCGCGCGAGGUUCCCCUCGUUUUUCCUUGGGGGGUCGAGGCGAGAAGAUGGACUUGGAAGAAUGUGACGCGCGAUUGACGCCCAGGUCUGUAGAUCGGGUUAUCUAGGGAGUUUUCUGUGUCAGAGUGCUCUGCAAUGAUCUCUGUUGUUCGUACCUGUUGGGUUCCGCGGUUCAUCCGUUCAUCAAUUAGUCCGAGUUUUUUUCUAUUAGAAUUUGAGUCGUGGUCGGUGGACCGCAUUGAGUGCGCUCCGAGGAUUUCGUUUCUCGUUUCGCUGUCUGCUUCCCCCAACGGCAUUCGGCUCUCUUCUCUUCGCGCUAGUCUAAGCAGAUCUGCAGUGACCUUAGAACCAUCCACCGAGGUCGCUAGUCCAUCAACGGCAUUAAUUAAUAACUUAUUUUAAAUCCUAACUCAUGAUAAAUAAACGUAUACUCAUAUUAAAUUAUGAAAAAUAAUUGUAGUUAUAUAAUUUUUGACAAAAGAGGGAUAACUCUGAGGUAGCUAAGAUAGAACUUUGCAAACUUCAUAGAACAACAUAACUCUCGAUAUGAUAAAUUUUCACAAGAAAAUACAUAAUGUUAGCACUGCCAUUGACAGCAGAGGCAUUGUCAUGCAUGCACAUCGGCUCCAUGCUCUCACAGAGCAACCCAUCUACUCGCGGCGGCAUCAAGUCAAUGGAAGAGAGGCGAGAAUCACCGCACGAGUCGUCAGCGCACGUUUACGCAUGGGCACGCACGCCGGCACGGGCAUGGACAGUAACUAGUAGGGAAGACCCCGCCAUCCCCCCGAGAAGGGUACGCUAACAGGACAAGGCACGGUAGGCUUGUUGCCAGCCGCACCCAUUUCCAUCGCCCGCCGCACACUGAUAUAAUGCACACUCUCGUACUCUUCUUGCACAUAUACCGGGAUCUAAUUUUUUAUCAUUCUCUUGCAUAUACAGAGAGAGAGAGAGAGAGAGAGAGAGAGAGAGAGAGAGGCGGAAGGAGACAAGGGGAAAGGGCGGAGUCUGAGAAUCACAAGUGCUUCGAGUCUCGAGACUGAGAGGUCGUGCCCUGUUAGCACUCAUGCAAUGUAAAGUUUAGUCCGCAAGGCGGCCUUAUAGCAGGUGCAAACAAUUUUGCCGAACGUCAUUGGUAUUUCAUUCAGAAAAGUUAACCGAUGUUAACUUAUAGCGCUCGCUCUCUCUCUCUCUCUCUCUCUCUCUGCGUCUCUGUUAGAGCCAGCCGCAUGCAGAGGGCGGGAAAUAACAUAUGGGCAGGUGAGGAAAGCCGCAGGUGGUUGCACAGGCAACGGAGGAGGAAAGCCGGCAACAAGCAGGAAGUCAACGGCUGGGUACAACCGUAGAUCUUGAAAGAGCCCCCCGCUCCCUUAAACCCCCGGGGGGGUGAGAAAUAGUCCCCUCUCUCUGCAUGUGGGGAUCUCUGCGUAUAUAAAAUUCAUAUCGGGUUCUGCUGUAUGAAGCGGAGCGGUUAGUUCGGUACUAGAAGGUAUGAAGACCUCCGGACGCUCGCGUGAAGGGCUGGCUGGGCCUACCACGUCAACAGUUCCCAGAAUCGAGGAGAUUCCCUUCUCAAAAGCAAAAUGGGACCCACCUCGUACAUAUAUUUAUAUAUAACAUCCUCGUUGACCAAAUGCCUGGUACGUAUAUUAAAGGUAUGAUCGUUAUUGAAGCUGGCUUUCGACUUCACCCUCAUCUUGAUAUGUGGCGAGUCCUUACCUAUUUAAGAAAAAAAGGUAUUAUUAUUGGACACGUGAUUGCUGGGACAACCCCCUGAGUUGGGCUUGGUGGGCCUGACUUGUGGUAUGAGUUGACUGUUGACUCGGCAAAAAUGGUUGACCAUUGACACUAUUCUACUGUUUGUUGACUGCUGACAAGGCUGAAUGGGUUGAUUCUGUGGGCUGGCUCGAACCAGUUGUGCGGCUCGUGCGGCUCGUGCGGACCAGGUGACCCGGGAGAAACCUGACCAGUGGGAGGAGCCGGUUUGAACCGGGGGCCCGAGAUGGUCGGGAUAGGGACGCAGUUGGGCACGGACCAGGAGGUCAUGCCGGUUGGGCUCCGAUGGCUAAGGUGGCUGGGCCGGCGGGUCAGGUGCGCUUGGUCAGGUGGUCCUGCUUGCUGUGUCAAACAUACGGACUGGGCCGGCGGGUCAGGUAGGUGGGUUGGGUGGUCGUGUUGGCCCUGGUGCGUGAGACGGUGGCACUAGAGGGGGACGGCGACGAUGAGGCGGCUCAUCAGGGGUGAAGCGGAGGGGACGAGAAGGGCUGCGGCGCCCGGAGGGAUGCACGACGGAGGGCCGUAGAGCCGCAUGUUCCGACCGAGUGUGGCAGUCGUUCUCGCGACCAGCCACUUGACCGGGGGCGGGGGUGAUCCUCGCGACCAGCCCCUUGACCGGGGGCGACGGUGGUCCUCGCGACCAAACCCUAAACACGAAUCUAUGAAUACAGUAUGCUCACUUGAUGUUGCACUUUACGGAGUCUAUGGUUGAAGCCUUCUUAGAAGUUCCACAUCACGGAGAGAGUAAAUGAAAGUGAAUUUGGAUUAGGUCGAAGAAAUAUUAAAAUCAGAUGACAAAAUAUGACAGCACCUGAUGAUAACGUCAUUUAAUGAAACCUCUUAGAGAAGUGAUGAUUGUGAUACACAACUAGUUUAUGACUACAAUCAAAACCAACAGGAAAUCUCAAGUCUCGUGACAAGAAAAAUAUUUGCUAGGAUAGAUUUCAUGUAAUGACGUCAAUAGUAAUAAAACUUGCAAUUUCAACUUUUUAAAUGGAUUCUCAUGGAUUUCUUUUUGAAACCCAUUAAAUUUACCUCAUUGGAUGCCCUCUCCUUUGAUGAACAAUGUAUAUUUCCAAGUGAUUAGAGAGCUGGAAGAAACUCCUUGGACUAUAUUAUUAAAUAGUAUAGUAACAAUGAACUUCAGUACAUAUAGUUGAAUAAAUUCAUCAAAAUAUAAAACAUGAUUAAUUUUAACAUUAGAAAUACAUAAGUUUCUUCAAAUUUUUGUUUUAUAGAGCAAUAGAAGCGAGGUCCUCCACAAUGUUCCAACAUAAUUUGGAUUUCUUUUUAGAGAUGUUUGAUGAAGUUGAAAUGAUAUAUAGAGAGAACAACAUUCAAUAACAAUGUAUCAAAUGCAUUUUUAGUCAAAAGGAGUAUGCCAACAUACUUGUUGUGUCAAGUAUGCUUCUUCAUUGACAAUAGAGAUUAAAAUAUGUAGUUACCUUAGUGAUACACUAAUACAUUAAAUUUCAUAUAGAUAGAAAGUUUGAAUCUAGGACACCAGUAAAUGUCAAUUUAAAUCGCUUUAUAUUAUAAAGGAAUAGUAAUAGUCUCAUUAGUUUUAUUAGAUUUUUAAUUACUAUAUGAGUUGAAAAAUAGCUAUGUGGUAUUCAAUUAGACUAGAAUUACAAAAUCUUUAAUAUGUGUAGUGAGUGCUUUUAGAUCAACUUGAGAUUCUAAACAAAAUCUUUCAAAGGUCGUCUAUGCUUUUGCCUUUGGGAGACAUGUUUGGGCAUUGUCUUCUACGGCCCUCUCGGGUUUUCAAGUAUUGUGAAGAUGAUUUUCUGUAUUUUUACUGUGAAACUCCUCGGAGCACCGGCUUUUGGGUGGUGGUGGGUUCUGAGCACAUGCUAAAAUGAUGUGUGAGGAACCAUGCAAUUUUGGUGGAUCUGACGCACGUCGAAAGUUGGGAUCUCCUUCAAAGACCACUGACUCACAGUCGAUGGGCUAGCUUGAAAUGGGUUUAUGAUGGAGUUUUACGUAUAUUUUUAUUUUUUGCUCCCAGCAUUUUACAUUACUCUAAAGAUGAUAUCUCUUGUUUUUUUCUUCCGUACUGGCCAAACUUUCAUCUCCAUAAAACUUAUUACUUUCACUCUCCAUAGAAAAAGGCACAAGAAGAAAGAAAACUAGAAGGUGCGACAAUCAGGGCCUUCUUCUUCUCCCCAUUUCUCCCUCUCGUCUCUUUUUCUCCAUCUAUCUUAUCUAGUACAUGCCGAGGUACAGUACCUCUAUUCAUUUUGUUCAUAUUCUUCUGUUCAGUACCUUCGUUGUCAGAAUCUGUGCAACCAAAAUCUGUACAGUCCUCGGAGAUGCAUAACAUCCUCGUUGAUCGUUCAUCCCCUCUAGCAGCUAGUAUCUAUGGGAUACUGAUAAGUUUUCAUUAUCAUGAGUUAAUAAUUAGUAAAUAAUAUAGUUUUAGCCUUAACUCAUGAUAAAUAGACUUAUAUUUGUGUUAAAGUAUGAAAAGUGGUUUUCAAUUAAUAACGUGAAUUUUUGAGUAAUUAUGUUAUUUUAUACAAAUUUAUAUGAUUUUUACAAUCUUACUUUUGAGAUAAAUGAAGAAAAAGAAAUAAAAAUAAAAAUAUAACAAAAUGAGGAGGGACCCGCUGGCCAGCCAAGCCCGUAAGUGGGUCGGAAGUGCAAUUAGGGCGGAGCCGCAAGCAGGGGCUCGAGCGAUUACGACCGAUAGAGGCACGUGUGCGUCACUCUCCAUCCACGUCACCGGUGGGUAGCCGGUUGUGGGCCAAGGAGUGGUCGUACACGCAAGAGAAAGGGACUUGAUUGAAAAUAUAAUAUUACUAUAUAUUCGCCCGAAACUUCGGCGUACAAAUGAUGUGAGACUAAACCCACGUCACACCUUCCCCAUAAAGGGUUCGAUGAUUUUAAUACCUAAAAUAUCCCUUAUUUAUAAUAGAGAUAUACUAUAAUGACGUCAUUUGAUAAGGGCAUUAGAGUAUUUAUGUCAAUCUCUCUUAUGCAAGCGGGCAACCAAUGCGGGUUCGAAUCCUCCAAGAGCCAAAACUCAUAUUUUUUAUCUGAUUAUCGCAACUUUCCUACAGAUUGCCGGUAAAGGUUUAUGCUGCUAGAAUUGCUAGAUUAUCAGUGAAAAUUUCGUCAACGCGAUUUGCAGAACAUUGUUACUAAAAUUGCUGAACGAUUUGCAAUAAAAGGAUCACAAAUCCAUCGAGUAUAGCAUCUCUAAUUGAUCGACGAACAAGCCGUCGUCAGAAAGAGGACAAUCCGCCAGAAGACGAGUCGCCACCUCCUGAGAGCAUACCGGAUGCGAUAAAGAACCUCCUCUUAUUGCACGGAUCUGAGGAUGAAGCUCCCUGACACACGCCCCACCUCCGUCCAGUUCCUCUCCGUCGGGUGACAGCCGUCGGAGAGCCGCAAAGUCGUCGUUUUUCUGCUCUGCUAGGUGACAACCGUCAAAGACGAUUUGACGACCCAUUUCAUUCAUCUCUAGACUUCGUAAGGAGAUCUAGAGAUUGGCUACGUAGUCCUUAUCUAAAGAGAGCCUUCGAGAUCAUGGACACUACAUGUCAAUCCUCUCGAAUGCUCAGAAUUCUCGUGAAUCAUCGACACAUCGUCGUCGUGACGCCAGAACUCUGUUUUCUUACUUUCAACUUAAUUUUCACUUCAUUUAAUGAUAAUUUAUUGAUUUAAAAUUUACCGAGCUAUACUUCAUUCAAUUACGAUUCUUCCGGAUUUUACAGAUCUUAAUUUUAUCAAUUAAAUCGUUUGUAAUCGCUUACGUAAGAAUUGCUAGGUGGAACUCUAUUUCUGUCCGAUUGGCAUUUGUCAGGCAUUGACAUCAUCCAGACGUCCGCACCCUUAUUUCCCUUUUUCGUGAAUGUUAAAUAUUUUAAUUUUUAUUUCCUAAUAUGAAAUUCAUAGAAAAUAGUAUUCUUUGAAAAAAAAUUCUGAAUAAUUACCUGAUAUUAUAUUACAUCUUUGUGAUCGACCUGGAAAAUUACCGCUUUUUUUUGGAAGUUUUAUUGAAUUAUAAUUAAUAUAUUUGUUCAAAAAUACUUCUAAAUCUCUGAAAAUUCGUAUUUUCUAGUUUUAUAAAUUUUAAAUUUGUGUGAUUUACUAUACAACGACUAAGUCACGUCAUAUACCUACCUAGAGAAAGAGUCUGAAUAUUAGAAAAAAUGGGACCCACUUGAGAUAUAUAGUCCUACGUAACAUCUUCGUUGAGUAAAUGCCUGGUUAUUUCCCAUUUCUGGUCCCAAAAAUAUGCGUAGCCACUAGAUGUCGGCCCCAUUCAGAUGCCACUCACUCCCUCUCCUCAAGUCACCUGCCCAUUGACACUUGGUCAUCUCUCUCUCUGAGAUACAUUAUAUAUCUCAAAUAAUAUACCUUAUUAAUAAGUGUUCAUUAUCAUGAGUUAAUAAUUAAUUAGUAACAUAUUUUAAGCCUCAACUCAUAAAAAAGAGACUUAUAUUCGUGCCAAAUUAAAAGUAGUAGUUUCUAGUUAGUUAAUAGGAUUUUUUGGUUAAUUAUGUUAUUUUACAGUAACUUAUAUGAUUUUUAUAACUAUGUCUUUGAGAUAAAAUAAAAAUAAAUUUAAAAAGUAGAAAAAGUGGGGUGUCAUCCCAGCCAGCCGGGCCCGCACGUGGGUCGGAAGCACAGUAGGCUCUAGCGAGUAAGGAUAAGGGUCGGCUGGGGCACCGUGCGCGUCACUCCCCUUCCACGGUGGCCAGCCGAGCAUGGGGCAAGGAGUGCUCGUACACAAAUAUGCUUUAAAUAGAAAAAAACGAUCAUAGUCUUCCAUUCUAUAUGCUGAUGUAAACAUAAAAAAUAUAAAAAUUCACAAAGUUAGUUAUGUAAAGAAUCAAAGUGCACACCAGGUGGAGUGAGAAGACGAUAUUGUGUCUCCAGUCUUUCAAAUUAAUCCUAGUUUUUUUUCUAUUAGAAUUCGAGUUGUGAUCAGUGCACCGCAUUGAAUUGCGCUCCGAGGGUUUCGUUUAUGAUUUCUCUGUCUGCCUCUCCCAACCUGUUUAAAGAGACGAUGAUCCCCGUCGACUCUCUUCUCUAUUAGAUAUGCAGUGACCUUAGAACCAUCCACCGAGGUCGCGAUGACCCAGAGGCCCGUGCAGGCAGUAUGAGAACCGCGAUGAGUUCCCCCUGAUGGUUCCUCAUAAUUACAGACGGCUCUUCCCAUUGGCCUCUUAACGUAUCAUGACAAUAGACUGAUUUACUUUGGCACUUUCAAUGAUUUUCAGUGUACUCCAUGGAUGGGAAGCAGAGGAGCCCGUCUGCCAACAGAAAGGAACGGUGGGCAAUCUGAUAGCUGCAUCCUCUGUCGGAUUUAUCUUUUCUGUAAUACGAUUUUUUUCCCAAGGAAGGUUCAGACUCUUCCGUUAAAUGGGACCAAAGGAUAGAUAAUACUAUAUUCAUGCUCUUCCGUUCAAUACCUCCGCUGUCAGAACGUGGGCAACCAAAAUUAUACAGUCCUCAACCGAUGUUUGUUAACCGAGCAUGCAGAACAGCACAUCCUCGAUCUGAUUCAUCUCGUCACGCAGGUAGUGUGAGAUAUCUGCCCAGGAACUCCUCUAGAGACCCAAUAAAUGCGGGACGGGUUGAAUCCGACCGAGGAUGAGCCGUUCUCUCCGCAUGCUGCUCGGGGGACAGACACUAUCGACAGAUUUUGGCUGCUGCCCAGAUUCAGAGGGCGGAGGUUCGUCGCGAGGACCACUUCCACUCUCGGUCGGAGCAUGCGGCCCUACGGCCCUCCGUCGCGCAUCCCUCCGGGCGACGCAGCCCUUCUCGCCCCCUCCGCUUCACCCCUGAUGAGCCGCCUCAUCGUCGCCGUCCCGCUCCGGUGCCAUCGUCCCGCCUUCCAGCCGCCUCCGUCGUCGCCUUCUCCUUCCGCCACCGCUGUUCCGCCGUUCCCCGCCGCCGGUGUCGCCGCCCCCUCCUCCUGCCUCCGCCAACGACGCCUCUACCGCCACCGUUCGUUCGCCGCCGCGGCACAAAGACCAGCAUUGGUCGCGGCCGAAACGAAUUGGUUUCGGCAGGGACCCCCCCUUAAGGGGGCCACUUAUUCGGCCCAGCCCAUCUGACCGGCUCACCCACCGGGGCCACCAGGACCACCCGACCCACCUACCUAACCCGCCGGCCCAGCCCAUAUAUUUGACACAUCAAGCAGGAUAACCUGACCCAAGCCCACAUGACCCGCCGGCCCAGCCACCAGGCCCCGACCUACCCACCUGACCUAGCCCACCUGACCAGCUGGCCCAACAACCAGGACCACUUGACCCGACCCACCUGACCUGCCUAACUGCCCAGAUUCAGACAGCGGAGGUCCGUCUGCUUGCCAUCUCCUCAACUAUCUCAUCAAUUUCCCCAAGCCACUAUUCUCACACUGCACCACAAAAUGCCAUAGAUAUCUUGGGAGCACUAGGCGAGUCCUCGAAAUGCUGGCUGGAAAGCUGCUUUAAUGAGAGCGAGAUGCGUAUCAGCUCAGAUGAAGCGUCCGCUACUUACUUUAGAUCUCUCGGCCAACACAUUAUCAGCACAUUCAACUGUAGCUAAUAUGCGGUCAUUUCCAUCCAAAAGGUCUGCCCCUUGUGUUGCUGCUUCUUACGAUCAAGCUAGUGAGUCAGGUAUGUGCCUUUUCAAUGCCCUCAUUUUCUUGAGUAAAUGAAUCCUACAAGAAAUUAAUUAGUGCUGACUUGGCUGAUACUUAUCAGAGACCUACCACUUGAUUCUAAUGAUAGAAAUCGUAAGGGCACUAGUGAUUAUGUCAAACACUCCUUGCAAUAAAUUCAAGAGAAUCAACUAUAUAGAUACUUCUCCUUUAUUUCUAUACUCUAAUAAACCCCCCACUUUCCCAGCAUUCAUUUAUCUUCAAGGAGCCAUAUAUUUAUAUUGUCACAAUGUAUGGUCACCAUACUUGCAUCAUUUUUAGUUAUGCAUCCAUGGGCAAUGAUGUGACCCAUUUUGGUAUAAAAUUGAUAAUAUGAAGAUCUAUGAGAAUGAAUCAAAGUAGAACAAGAUAAAUGAAACAAUAGGUGCAUGGUAUGAUGCGAGGAUGGAGAAAUGAGAGACUCAUGAUGUGCUCAACCUUUUAUUCUCAUGAUUAUGAUGCUGCCUUUCCCUUAUUCAACCUUUUUAGGAAUCAUGUGGUCAUCGUGAUGAAGAUCAAGACUGAAUGGGGGAAAGAUAGCAUCAUAAUUGCGAUUAACAAUUGGUUGAUUGAUUAGCAAAUCAAGUUUGUUCAUCUAGUGACCGAAUUUUUGACCCAUGCAGGGCAGGGCCUUGUAGAUCGAGAUGUCUCUGUGUUUUUUUGGAUGAUUAAUUUAUCAUGCAAUGUAUGGCUCAUGGAAGAGGAGGGAGCGUUGAGAAUGUUCAGAACAUGACAUUUAAGCAAAGCAUGUUGAUGCCAUCUCUAUAUUCAGAUAAUCAAAUUGGCAGAGGUCAUUCGUGAGUCCUCUGUGACAGACCUUUUUGAUCCAUGCAAAAAAAUAGGAGGGGUGUGUGUGUGUGUGUGUGUGUUUAAGCGUAAUGAAGAAGGUUGUUUUUAUCCGGUUUUUACAAUGUUUACUGGUUCGUAGUUACUGAGUUGAUUGCUCUAUAUACUCCCAGGGAGUGCGGUGUACGCGACAACCCUGACGAGUAGGAACAGGCGGCUGAAUAUCUAGUAUGAAUAUGUUCUGGUUUGAACUUAACACGAUAUUUGGAUAAUGUCAGAUAAAUACCUGCAUUUAUACUCAUAUUAAAUUAUGAAAAAUAAUUUUAGUUAGAUGGGUUGCUCUGUGAGAGCAUGGAGCCGAUGUGCAUGCAUGACAAUGCCUCUGCUAUCAAUGGUAGUGCUAACAUUAUGUCUUUUCUUGUGAACAUUUAUCAUAUCGAGAGUUAUGUUGUUCUAUGAAGUUUGCAAAGUUCUAUCUUAGCUACCUCAGAGUUAUCCUCUUUUGUCAAAAAUUAUCUAACUAAAAUUAUUUUUCAUAAUUUAAUAUGAGUAUAAAUGCAGGUAUUUAUCUGACAUUAUCCAAAUAUCGUGUUAAGUUCAAACCAGAACAUAUUGAGACUAGAUAUUCAGCCGCCUGUUCCUACUCGUUAGGGUUGUCGCGUACACCGCACUCCCUGGGAGUAUAUAGAGCAAUCAACUCAGCAACUAUGAACCAGUAAACAUUGUAAAAACCGGAUAAAAACAACCUUCUCCGUUACGCUUAAACACACACACACACACACCCCCCUCCUGUUUUUUUGCAUGGAUCAAAAAGGUCUGUCACAGAGGACUCACGAAUGACCUCUGCCAAUUUGAUUAUCUGAAUAUAGAGAUGGCAUCAACAUGCUUUGCUUAAAUGUCAUGUUCUGAACAUUCCCAACGCUCCCUCCUCUUCCAUGAGCCAUACAUUGCAUCCGAUUUAUUCCUGCAUCCAUGGGCAGCGAUGUUACCCAUUGUGGCAGGAAACUGAAAAGAUGAACAUGGGUGAGAAUCAAUGGAAGUAGACGGAGAUGAGGAAACUAGAAACUUACACUGGGUGCUGCAUGAUAUCACGCGAGGAUGGCGAAAUGAGAGGCUCGUUGUCAUGUGCUCAGCCUUUUGUUCUUUUCCCCCCCUUCAGUCCGGAUCUUCGUCUCCGGAUGACAAGUUGUGAUAAAUAGACUAAAGAUGAGUGUUAGUUAAAACAUCUAGUCAUUACUAAUAAAAUCAUCUUCAAAGUUACCAAGUAAACUUAGCAUACCCUUGUAGGAUUGAUUAUAAUGAGUAAAAAUAUAAGAAUGAUGUACACAUAAUAUAAAAAAAUCUUUAUUUUGGAAUAAAGGGUUGUCAAUUUGUGCCACAUAGGGAAGUCAUAGAAGAACAAAAAAAUCUCCAUUUAAUCAUGAGGCACAAGAUCAUCAAUCAUUGAGUUUAGAAAAAUGUUUCUGGAAAUAUUUGAAACCUCAAUGAUUAGACUGUAUUGUCUUGAAUCCAAAAGCAUUUAUGUGAAUGAGCCUCAAUGAUGGCCCAUUAGCUCUUCAACCCACAAGUCAAGUAAAAUUUCCAAAGACAACAAAAUUAUAUUACUAUUGAAUUUUUCUAUAAAUAUUAUCACAUGCUAGCUGUUAAAUAGGCCAAAAUCAGUUUUUGCACUCCUAAAAAUGAGAUCAACUAACCAAACAACAUAAACUGAAUUAAUAUGAAAAAAAAUAUUGGUCUUAUGAAAAUCACAUGUUAUCGACACAAAUUGACCUCAUUUGAAUGCAUUUUGGGUAUAGAACCCAUUUGAGGCCUUUCAACCUUUGUGGUCUACAUUUUUAUGUUUUUCAACAACUUUGGUCAGCAAUCACCAAUCAGGGACAUUUCUGGUUGCCUAGAGUUGUAUGUUAAAUCAAUUUUUCCUACUUGAAUUUUUUUUACUCUUGACUCUCCAUGUGGCGUCACAUAGUAGUCAUCAAUCUCAACCACAUUAAAGGUUGAACCUAUAAUUAUUUUUGGAGGUAAAUAAAGUACAUAUGUAUUGUUCUAAUCAUUUGUAAAAAUUUUAAUGGCACAGAUUUCCUAGGGUUCAACUUUUCAAAACUAUCAAUUGAGAACCCUUUUUCCUCAAGUGCUAAAUGGCCAAAUUGCCUACUUUAUAAAGCUUAUCUUGUUUUUUAUUUUAAUUACUUUCAUUGGGUGACAACCGGUUUAAUAUACUUGAUGAAAUGAAAUGAUUUAAGCACUUUUAUUGUAUAAUUAGCUGGAAUACUUGUCCUUUCAGUUUUUGGUCUAGGGAGAAAAUUGAAGGAAAUUGUUGAAGGAAAAUGGUUAAAUAUUAAAAAUGGAGAAAUAUUUUCAGAUCAAUUGACCAUACAAUUGUAUACAAACUAUGGGGCUCAAGAAUAAGUUCUAUCACUUUGGUUUAUGCAACAAAUCAAAUUACGAAAGAUUUUGUUUAGAAUCUCAAGUUGAUCUAAAAGCACUCACUACACAUAUUAAAGAUUUUGUAAUUCUAGUCUAAUUGAAUACCGCAUAGCGAUUUUUCAACUCAUACAGUAAUUAAAAAUCUAAUAAAACUAAUGAGACUAUUACUAUUCCUUUAUAAUAUAAAGUGAUUUAAAUUGACAUUUACUGGUGUCCUAGAUUCAAACUUUCAAUCUAUAUGAAAUUUAAUGUAUUAAUUUAUCACAAUGGUAACUACAUAUUUUAAUCUCCAUUGUCAAUGAAGAAGCAUACUUGACACAACAAGUAUGUUGGCAUAUUCCUUUUGACUAAAAAUGCACUUGAUACAUUGUUAUUGAAUGUUGUUCUCUCUAUAUAUCAUUUCAACUUCAUCAAACAUUUCUAAAAAUAAAUCCAAAUUAUGUCGGAACAUUGUGGAGGACCUCGCUUCUAUUGCUCUAUAAAAUAAAAAAUUGAAGAAACUUAUGUAUUUCUAAUGUUAAAAUAAAUCAUGUUUUAUGAAGUUUGCAAAGUUCUAUCUUAGCUACCUCAGAGUUAUCCUCUUUUGUCAAAAAUUAUAUGUACCAGAUCUACGUAGAGCAUGAAGCCAGCUUCAGUAACGAUCAUACCUUUAAUAUACGUACCAGGCAUUUGGUCAACGAGGAUGUUAUAUAUAAAUAUAUGUACGAGGUGGGUCCCAUUUUGCUUUUGAGAAGGGAAUCUCCUCGAUUCUGGGAACUGUUGACGUGGUAGGCCCAGCCAGCCCUUCACGCGAGCGUCCGGAGGUCUUCAUACCUUCUAGUACCGAACUAACCGCUCCGCUUCAUACAGCAGAACCCGAUAUGAAUUUUAUAUACGCAGAGAUCCCCACAUGCAGAGAGAGGGGACUAUUUCUCACCCCCCCGGGGGUUUAAGGGAGCGGGGGGCUCUUUCAAGAUCUACGGUUGUACCCAGCCGUUGACUUCCUGCUUGUUGCCGGCUUUCCUCCUCCGUUGCCUGUGCAACCACCUGCGGCUUUCCUCACCUGCCCAUAUGUUAUUUCCCGCCCUCUGCAUGCGGCUGGCUCUAACAGAGACGCAGAGAGAGAGAGAGAGAGAGAGAGAGGCAGGGCCGUGCUUCGUCCCCUGUUCCUCUCCGGCGGCAGGCCAUUGGCGGGAGCGGGGCUGCACUGGGCGCGAGGUUCCCCUCGUUUUUCCUUGGGGGGUCGAGGCGAGAAGAUGGACUUGGAAGAAUGUGACGCGCGAUUGACGCCCAGGUUUGUAGAUCGGGUUAUCUAGGGAGUUUUCUGUGUCAGAGUGCUCUGCAAUGAUCUCUGUUGUUCGUACCUGUUGGGUUCCGCGGUUCAUCCGUUCAUCAAUUAGUCCGAGUUUUUUUCUAUUAGAAUUUGAGUCGUGGUCGGUGGACCGCAUUGAGUGCGCUCCGAGGAUUUCGUUUCUCGUUUCGCUGUCUGCUUCUCCCAACGGCAUUCGGCUCUCUUCUCUUCGCGCUAGUCUAAGCAGAUCUGCAGUGACCUUAGAACCAUCCACCGAGGUCGCGAUGAGCCUCCCCCAGAGGUCCUUGCGGGAAGUAUGAGUACCUCGAUGAGUUCCGCGUGAUGGAUCCACUGCCGUCCGGUUCCUCAUAAUUACAGACGGCUCUUCCCAAACUAUCAUGAUAAUUCAUCGACUCAUCUACUUGGCCUCUUCGAUGAUUUUCAGCCAACUCUUUGAAUGGGAAACAGAGGGCUGCGGUCUGCUGACAGAGUGGAACGGUGAGCAGCCUGAUAUAGCUGCAUCCUCUGCCGGACUUACCUCUCUGUCAGUACGAUUUUUUCUCUAAGAUUCAGACUCUUUCCUGGGUAGGCAUCCCACACUACCUGCUGGACGGGACGAACUAUCAUGAGCGGUUCGGCAUGCUCGGGGACUGCACAGAUUUUGGCUGCGCAGUUUCUGACAGCGGAGGUACUGAACGGAAGACUAUGAACAAAAUGUAUGUCAUCCAUUUUGGUCCUAUUUGACGGAGGAGUGUGGGUUCCAGGCACGGCGAAGGACAGUGCAGAUGGGUCUGCCGAGUCGCCGCAGCUGAAAAGGAGGCGCAUGCUGCAGUGCAACCAUGACGACCCUGUUGAGAUCAUUUGCGCCGGCCCUUCUUCAGAGUUCUUAAAUCCCAAGGUGGGUCAACGAGAUGCGAAGUCGUCAGUCAGUCUCUGGGUGAUGCCAAUCUGUGAAUAUCUUACCUCACAAAAAAGAUGCCUUUUCGUGAUCGUGUAGACCGGAGAAGAGGCAACGAUGGGAGAAGAUAAAACGAGAGAGGAGGAGCAGUGGGACACUGAAUUAUUGGGUUCGUCUGCUUGCCGCCUCCUUCCAGUGAAGCUGACAUACGCUCCUUCCAUUAAAUUCAGAGGUAUCAAAGAUACUCAUAUACCGCCCCUUUAUUUUUACACUCUAACCCCGAUUUAUUACUUACAUCACGUGUUGAUCAGGGAGGCCAUCAUACACGAAGUUCCCAACAACGACGGCUUCUACCGUCGCUUAUCCCUUCACGCUGAUUAAGCCAUGCGGUGCCCGAGGGGAGGUAACUUUGGAAGAAAUAAACCAAAUACUUCGUACAGUAAGAAGGCCUUAA